UUGGAAUGCUUAAAGUAGUUGACGAAUUGUUUAUUUUAUAGAAUUUUUGUGUCGCCGUGUAUUAUCGGUCGCUCUUUCCUUUAUUGUCUAAUUUGAACCACUUUUGAUGCUUGAGAGCGUGUACAUUAAAGUUAUUUUAGAAUUGUAUUUUAAUAAAAUGUUUAUAAAUAAGAGAUACUAACAGUUUUAAAGAAUAUAAAGUGUUUGUGAAACUAAAGCAAUCGAGAUAUGUGCUUUCUUCCAUAGAAAAAUGGCGUUGUGUGGUUAACAAAUUCAAAUACUUGAACUACAAAAAAAAAAAAACUCGAACACAAAUAUUUCUAGCGGCUAAAUUCGUGUAUAUUUUAGAUCAGUCUGGAGUCAAUUUGCAACGGCACCACUUGUACUUCCAAGAAUCAGUUGCCCUUGUUUAUGAUACAAAACUAUUUAUGAUACAAAACCGAUCUCUUGGUAGGAAUUUCCAAUUAAAAUUGUAAUAAUGGCUUUAAUACAAGAGACCGUUGAGAAUUGGGGCUUAAGGAAAUGCGGAGAAAUUUCGACAUUGUUGUCAGUAGGAAAGGAAGAGUUUUUCCUCAGUUGUGAGUUUUGUGACUAUACAGUUCUUCAAUUAGACAAGUUCAUACGACACAUGUGCGAAAGCCAUCAACCAGAAUUUACUGAAAUAAAAACGGAAACAAAUUUAGCGAAGCUAACGGCUCAGCUGCAAGAUGAGGAAGUGGGUAGUCAAUGGGAAAACAGUGAUGAGGAAAACGAUGACAAGGAUUAUGCAUUAAGGGGAUUUGAAAGAGUUGAAAUCGAGUUGGAUCCAAUGGAAAUGGAAGAUUCAUUGGAUAUGAAAGAAGAAGAUAUUUCGGAAGUGUUCGUGAAAGAUAAGCACAGCUUACAUUACAUUGAAACAAGUGACGCUGAGAUGUCUGACGUUAGUUGCUACGAUAAUAAACAGGUGGGCGCCGAUGAAUCUGGGAUGUGGGUUGAAGCUAACAAGUUACAUGUUCCAAGUAAUGGACGAUCAGAGCUCAUAGACACUUCAAGUUGCAUGUUGCAAGACGAUAAGGAUUCGGCCGCGGAAAAAGAAUUCAAUAUUGAACUUAUUAAAUUAUACCGUUCCCUACCGUUGUUGUGGGACACGAAACACAAAGAUCAUAACAACCGUAUUUUAAGAACAAGACAAUAUGAUAUUUUGCUCGCUAAAUAUAAAGAAAUGUAUCCAGAUGCUGUUAGAAGAGACCUUUUGAAAAAAAUUAACUACCUUCAGUCCAAUUAUCGGCGUGAAUUAAGACGGGUGUCUUCACAUGAGACAUCUACUCUAUAUUAUUUUGAUGCCAUGGAUUUCUUACGCAACGAUGAACAAUCGUCCUGGGAAUCACAAAGUGGAGUGAGUGAUUUAGCAAAACUGAAGCCAACCUCUCAAGCUGUCGAACACUAUGCAAAGCCAGAAAAGGUCACUGAGACCGUUAGCAAAUCAAACUCUUCUUAUAUUCAACAAAAUGAUUUCCGAAGAAAAGAAACUGGUUUUCCACAAAGUUCUAAGGAAGAACAAGAUCUUCAGAAGCUCACAGACGAACAGAAAUUCAUUCUUGAGCUGAUUGAAUUGUACCGCUCUUUACCGGCAUUAUGGAACAUACAUUGCACCGAAUACAAUGAUCGAGAAUCAAAAAACAUACAAUACCAAAUUUUACUUGAGAAAUAUAAAGAAAGAUAUCCGCAUGCCGACAAAGAAGAAGUUAAGAGAAAAAUUAAUACUCUUCGAACGAAUUUUCGACGAACUUUAAAAACUCCGUAUUCACAAAAACUAUACUAUUUUGAUGCAAUGCGUUUCCUUUGUAUUAUUGGUGAAUCACAGAGUACAACGUGGGAUUUUGAUGAUAUGCAGCCAACCUCUGAAGCUGCCGAACGCUAUGCAAAGCCAGAAAAGGUCACUGAGACCGUCAGCAAAUCAAACUCUUCUUAUAUUCAACAAAAUGAUUUCCGAAGAAAAGAAACUGGUUUUCCACAAAGUUCUAAGGAAGAACAAGAUCUUCAGAAGCUCACAGACGAACAGAAAUUCAUUCUUGAGCUGAUUGAAUUGUACCGCUCUUUACCGGCAUUAUGGAACAUAAAUUGCACCGACUACAAUGAUCGAGAAUCAAAAAACAUACAAUACCAAAUUUUACUUGAGAAAUAUAAAGAAAGAUAUCCGCAUGCCGACAAAGAAGAAGUUAAGAAAAAAAUUAAUACUCUUCGAACGAGUUUUCGACGAACUUUAAAAACUCCGAAUUCACCAAAACUAUACUAUUUUGAUGCAAUGCGUUUCCUUUGUAUUAUUGAUGAAUCAAAGAGUACAACGUGGGAUUUUGAUGAUAUGCAGGAGGAAGAUAAUGCUUGGCAGUCAGAAGAAAUCAAUAAAUCUGAUAGUGAUUCCGAAAUUACCCAUAACGAAUAUGAUAUUGAUGUACGCAAGGACAGAGAAGAUCGUACAUCACAAACUGAUGAGGAGAGCGAACAAAACAAUAAGCUCACAUCUGAAAAAGAAUUUGUGAUUGAGUUAAUUAAGCUGUACCACAAAUUACCGGCGCUUUGGCAUAUCAACAGCAAAGCUUAUCAGAACCGUUUAUUAAAAUCUAAACAAUAUGAAACGUUACUUGCAAAAUAUAGAGAAAAAUAUCGAGAUGCUACCAUGUGUGACCUUAAAAGAAGGAUAAGUAACCUUCGAUCAAACUUUCACCGGGAAUCAAAACGAAUAUCUCUAACGGGAGAAACAAAUCUUUAUUAUUACGAUGAAAUGAGAUUUCUGCUUAGUAAUUAUCCUCACUCUGAUGGCCAAAACCAGACGGAUGAUCUAGAGGAAACGCAGCUAUCAUUUGAACAAGCACAAGGUAUUUCGAAGCUCGAAGAAAUUGUGUCAUCCGACAAUGAAGACGAUGAUUUUGAAUAUAUGUCCACGGAUACGCUACCACAGACGCAAAAAGGCAACAAAGGCACAAACGAAAAAGAUUUCAUUCUUGAGUUGAUUGAAGUGUAUCGCUCCCUACCGGCACUAUGGAAUAAGAAGUAUAAAGAUUAUCACAAUCGUCAAGUAAAAAGCCAGCAAUAUAAAAAAUUGCUUCAGAAAUAUAAAGAAGGUAAUCCAGAUGCCGACGUCAAGGACCUUAAAAGAAAAAUUAAUUGCCUUCGAUGCAAUUACCAAAGAGAAUCGAAACGAAAUCCUCGAUAUGGGGUAUCAACUCUGUAUUAUUUUGAUGCAAUGAGUUUCCUACGUAGUAAUGAACCGUCUGCUGACUCACAGAACAUGAUGAAUGAAUUAGAAGCUACAAAGGCAGGAUCGGGACUGGACAGUGGAAAAUUUGCCAGGUCAAAAAGUCUUUUAAAUGAUGCACAAUUUAUCGCCUUGGCAAAUAUCUACAAGGCGCACCCCUGUCUGUGGGAUGAAAAUGUCCUAGCAUAUAGAUUCGCUAAUAGGCGUCGGGAAGCAUUGGCAAAUAUACUUGAAGAACUUAAUAAAGAAACUGAAUUGAACUUAACAAAGUGUGAAUUGGAAAAGGAGAUUUCUCUACUCCGCAAAAUAUGUUCAACUGAAAAAAGGCAAAAAAUAUUUAGUCGACGCAACAAAUCUGUUUAUGAAGCAAAAUAUCCCUAUUACGAACAAAUAUCGUUCGUUGAAAUUGAUGUUACUCCUUUUGAAUGCUCCAUAUGUGGAAAUUUAUUUGCUGGCUUAAGUCAGUACAAAGUACAUUUAGCAUCGCAUGAUGGCUCGCUACCAUUUAAAUGUAAUGUUUGCGGCCAUGGAUUUCAGCUAGCAUCUAAUUUAGCGGUGCAUUUACGAAGGCACGCGCAAGACUACACGUACAGCUGUGCGGUAUGCAACAAGCAAUGUGUCACCUCAACUGAAUUAAAAACGCACAUGCUUCAUCACACCGGCGAAAAACCAUAUGUUUGUGAUAUCUGCGGUAAGAGCUUUCGUUGGCUACGAGAAUUUCAAGAGCAUAUAAAUCGCCAUGAGAACCGGCCCAGGUACAAGUGUGAAAUUUGUUCAAAGGCUUUCUAUAAAAAUGGCAAGCUUAAAGAACAUAUGGCUGUUCACUUCAAGGUUCGUGAUAAAAUAUGUAAGGUGUGUAACAAAGCAUUUACAACCCAGAAACAACUGCGUCAACACCAACACAUUCAUAAUGCGGAAAAGAAAUUUAUAUGUAAGAUAUGCGGAAAAAGUUUUGCACAACCCGCGGGUCUAAGUGGGCAUAAAAAAUCACAUUGUAUAACGACAUUUACUAAAAAUCCUGAUUUAAACUAAGAAAAUCAUAUUUUGUAACUCAGGUUAAAAAUAAAUAUUAAAUGUACA
Molecule: messenger RNA, 4315 nt
Organism: Anastrepha obliqua
Lineage: Eukaryota; Metazoa; Arthropoda; Insecta; Diptera; Tephritidae
Exons: 8
Coding region: 479-4267 (1262 amino acids)
Source: RefSeq, a predicted model, not a curated record